Messenger RNA from Cladocopium goreaui, 2295 nucleotides. The record is from the annotation of a GenBank genome assembly. NCBI's taxonomy places the organism in Eukaryota, Dinophyceae, Suessiales, Symbiodiniaceae.
AUGCCAACCACUCGCUCCCAACGUGCUACCGCAGCAGUGGCUGCUGGUGCUGCUGCCACCAUGUUGAAGCUGAAUGUCGUGACCAGCGCCCCAGCACCGGUGGCGUCAGCUGCACCGACCAGCGCUGUCGGUGCAAGUGCCAGCGUGGUUGGUGCGGGUGCAGCGGCACUGGCAGCUGCAGCGACUGUUCGCCCAUCCAAGCGAUGUGCGAAGAAGGAGAAGGUCGUUCGUAUGGCCACAGCAACUGAAGUUGAUGUCGACACUGAGUGCAUCAACGCCAUCCGCUUCUUGGCAGUGGAUGCAGUGAACAAGGCCAACAGUGGCCACCCUGGUGCUCCUAUGGGUCAGGCACCUAUCGGAUACCUUCUCUUUGCAGAGGAGAUGCAGUACAAUCCUGAGGAUCCAAAGUGGGUGAAUCGUGACCGUUUUGUUCUUUCUUCUGGUCACGGUUGCAUGCUCCAGUACUCUUUGCUGCAUUUGGCUGGCUACAAGAGUGUCUCGAUCGAUGACAUCAAGCAGUUCCGACAGUGGGGCUCCAAGACUCCCGGUCACCCAGAGAACUUCGAGACCGAGGGCAUUGAAGUGACCACCGGACCCCUUGGCAUGGGUAUCUCCAAUGCGGUUGGCUUGGCGGCCGCUGAAGCCCACCUUGCAGCAGUUUACAACAAACCUGGCAUGGAGCUGAUCGACCACUACACCUACACCAUUGCAGGUGAUGGAUGCAUGCAGGAGGGCAUUUCUCACGAAGCUUGCGCAUAUGCUGGCCACUUGGGCCUGGGAAAGCUGAUUGUUCCCUGGCAGCAACAAGCUGCACAAGCCUCCAAAACUGCAGAAAAGGCUUUCUACGAUGACAACGGCAUCACCAUCGAUGGACACACCGAUCUCUCCUUCACUGAGGAUGUCGGCAAGCGCUUUGAGGGCUAUGGAUGGCAGGUGCUGGAAGUGCCUGAGGGCAACACCGAUGUGGAUGCCAUCCGCAAGGCCAUCAAGGAGGCCAAGGCUUGCACUGACAAGCCAACUUUGAUCAAGGUGAAGACCACUAUCGGCUUCGGCUCUCCCAACAAGGCUGACAGCCAUGAUGCCCAUGGUGCACCCCUCGGUGCAGAUGAGGCUGAGGCCACUCGCAAGCAGCUGGGCUGGAACUACGGAGAGUUCGAGGUGCCAGAGCAGGUGUAUGACACCUUCAGCAAGCACGCAAAGGCAGGUGCUGAGAAGCAGGCAGCCUGGGAGAAGGUGUGGAAGGAGUACCAGGAGAAGGAGCCUGAGCUCGCCGCGCAGUUCAAGCGCGCUGUGGUUGAUCGCAAGCUGCCUGAGAACUGGGAUGAUGCCCUGCCUAAGGUUACCCCAGAGGACAAGGGCAAGGCAACACGUCUCCACUCUCAGGACUGCCUCAACGCCAUUGCCAACGUGCUGCCUGAGUUCAUGGGUGGUUCCGCAGACUUGGCACCUUCCAACAUGACCCUGAUGAAGUGCACUGGUGACUUCUUGAAAGACAGCUAUGCCGAGCGCAACAUGCGCUUUGGCAUCCGCGAGUUCGGCAUGGGAGCAGUGGCCAAUGCGCUCUCUCUUGACAAGACAGGCAUGAUCCCUUACUGCGCCACUUUCACUAUCUUCACCGACUACAUGCGUGGCGCCAUUCGAAUUGCCGCACUCUCCCAGGCAGGCACCAUCUUCGUCGGAGAGGAUGGCCCCACCCAUCAGCCCAUUGAGACCAUUCCAUCUCUGCGUCUCAUCCCAGAUCUCACCGUGAUGCGCCCGGCUGAUGGCAAUGAGACCGCGGGUGCCUACAAGUAUGCUGUGGAGAGAUCGAAGAAUGAGUCUCGACCCACCAUGAUGGCGUUCUCCCGACAAGCCGUGCCCAAUCUGCCCAACUCCUCCGUUGAGAACACCCUGAAGGGUGCCUAUGAGGUGAUUGAGUGCGCUGAUCCUGAGAUCAUUCUGAUUGGCACCGGCUCGGAGGUUGGUCUCUGUGUGGAUGCUGCCGAGAAGCUGGACAAGAAGGUCCGCGUAGUGUCCAUGCCAUCGUGCGAAGUCUUCAGGGCACAGCCAGACAGCUACAAGUCUGAGUUGCUGCCGGCAGAUGUCCCCAAGAUGAGCGUCGAGGCCGCCUGCACUUCCGGCUGGGGUGAGUUCGCAGAUGCCUUCGUUGGCAUCGAUGUCUUCGGCGCCUCUGCGCCAGGUGGCACUUGCUUGGACAAGUUCGGCUUCAACGUCGACAACGUCACCAGCUGCGCAGAAAGGUGUCUCUCUGGCGAGAGAGGAGUGCUGUCCAACGGAAGCCAAGGAAAGCACUGA